AAGACGAGACGGAAGAAAAAUCUCUCGAACGAACAAAAGCAUCGAACAAGAAAGCUCCGGUGGUUUCGAGUUUGGCGUUUCCAAGCAUCGUCGCAUCAAUGUCAGUAACUUUGCACACGAAUCUGGGUGAUAUCAAGUGUGAGAUCUUCUGUGACGAGGUUCCCAAGAGUGCUGAGAACUUUUUGGCUCUAUGUGCUAGUGGCUACUAUGAUGGUACUAUAUUUCACAGAAAUAUCAAAGGGUUCAUGAUUCAAGGAGGAGACCCAACUGGGACCGGGAAAGGAGGAACUAGCAUCUGGGGAAAGAAAUUCAAUGAUGAGAUUCGAGAGUCCCUUAAGCACAAUGCAAGAGGGAUGCUCUCAAUGGCAAACAGUGGCCCAAACACAAACGGAAGUCAGUUCUUCAUCACCUAUGCAAAACAACCGCAUCUCAAUGGAUCAUACACCAUCUUCGGCAAAGUCAUUCAUGGCUUCGAAGUGCUUGACAUUAUGGAAAAGACUCAAACCGGUCCUGGAGAUAGGCCGCUUGCUGAGAUAAGGCUGAACCGUAUCACUGUCCAUGCCAAUCCACUUGCUGCUUAAGUCAUAUGUUGCAGAAUCGAACCAAGCCGUAUUGUUUCGGUAGAGCUGAUAUGCACAUUCAGACUGAACUAGUUUCACUUAUUAAAAAGUUUGUACCGGAUCUACUAGGGUUCCCCUGUUAUUAUUACACUUUGCACACAAUAUUUUGUCUAGUAUGAGUCAGGUGACGCCUUAUUUACCACGUUCUCACCAUCAUCAUCAUCGAAGUUUGAAGUUCACAAA
This is a messenger RNA of Thlaspi arvense, 803 nucleotides long. The record is from the annotation of a GenBank genome assembly. Lineage: Eukaryota; Viridiplantae; Streptophyta; Magnoliopsida; Brassicales; Brassicaceae.